Molecule: messenger RNA, 2307 nt
Organism: Planococcus citri (citrus mealybug)
Lineage: Eukaryota; Metazoa; Arthropoda; Insecta; Hemiptera; Pseudococcidae
Product: paired box protein Pax-6-like
Exons: 5
Coding region: 263-1132 (289 amino acids)
Biological process (GO): regulation of transcription by RNA polymerase II; anatomical structure development
Molecular function (GO): DNA-binding transcription factor activity, RNA polymerase II-specific; RNA polymerase II cis-regulatory region sequence-specific DNA binding
Source: RefSeq, a predicted model, not a curated record
AAAACACGCUUGGUUGGCGGAAAUACGCAUUACAACCCUUUUUCUCGAUAUCUGUUAAAUAUUAAUCAUUUGAAGAUGCGCUACGCUCGCGAUUUACGAUUUACGAUUUACACACGCUGGUUGAAAGUUUUUUGAUGUCUUGUUCGAAUUGAUUAAUUUGAAAAGGAUUUAUCAACAUUUUCGAGAACGGUAUUCAUCAUUCAUCUACUUGAACAAGGUAUUCCAGGAAAAUUUCCAUGAACGUUUGCGUUCAUUUCUGAACAUGCCCCAUACAGGACAAGCCGGUGUUAAUCAAUUAGGCGGUGUUUUUGUGAAUGGACGUCCAUUACCUGAUUGUGUUCGAAGACGAAUUGUAGAAUUAGCUCUAAUGGGCGUACGGCCUUGCGAUAUUUCUAGACAGCUCCUCGUGUCUCAUGGUUGCGUUUCAAAAAUUUUGACCAGAUUUUACGAAACUGGUUCAAUAAAACCUGGAUCGAUCGGCGGUAAUAAGAAUAAGCAUAGUGUGAAUGCGACAACAAUGGUGAAAAAAAUAUUCAGAUGUAAGCAAGAAAAUCCGACGCUAUUUUCGUGGGAAAUUAGAAAUCAUUUACGAGGUCAAACUAAUUGGGAUCCUAAUUUCGCAGCAACCAAUAAUCCAUCAGUGAAUAAGAUGCUUCGCAACAGUCAAAACACACGUAACAAUUACGAUAAAAACAUGGAAAAAUUAAAUACAGAUCUGCAAAGCAAUAUUUACCUCGAACGGUCACGAUCUUAUUACGCUAAUCAAACAAAUAUCUGUCAGUAUAACUGGAUAAGCAACAGUACCGAACAUAUUCAACCAAAUUACACUAUUCAAGAACAACAGUUACCAUAUCGACAAGUCGAUACUCAUCAAAAAGACGACUUCUUCGAAUCUACCACCAAAAGAGACUCGCUGACGUUACAAAUUUCGGAAAAACCUCCUCCGCAUGAAAGCGUUUCACGAAAUGCAUCGAAUAUGAAAAAAAGCUCGUAUUCUGUGGAGGAAUUGUUGAAAAAAGACGAUAACGCGGAAUCGUCAAAAAUUCAUUCUUUAUUCUAUUCCAUACCUCCUUGUGGUUUACUAUUGGAUAAAAGUUGUACUUGUAAUUUAAGGUUUAUUUCUGAAAAAUAAAUAUCAAAUAAGUAUAUUUAUGGGUAGGAAUUAUUUUUGAAUUGGAUUUCUGGUGACCUGUAACCAACAUUAACUUGCACAAUUCAGGGACGAAUUUUCGACUGUAAGUAGUACCUAGGUACCUAUUUACAAAAAAAAAAAAAAAAAAAAUGCCUACAAUUUAGUUUGUAGGAUCAUUGGUAUAAUUAUUAUUUGAUUAGGUACCAAUUUCCUUUCACAAAGAUGGAUGAGUAGUUAGAUUAAUUCAUUUGAAUAGGUAAACAUCAAUAAUUGUGACGCGGCCAGCGAUACCAUACCAUAUGUCGGAAAACUUUUUUUUGAGAUAAUCGCGUUUUCAUGGAAAAAGUCAGAAAAUAUCAAAAAAAAAUUUUUUGUCGAUUCAUAUACUAUGAAGCCUAUACUUGUCUUUGGAAUGGGUGUACCCACCGAUCUCAAACACGUCGUUUUAGUGGUGAAAAACCGGUUUUACAAAAGUGCUUUUCAUAAAAAAAUGUCAAAAAAAAUAUUAUGAUGUAAAACCAUUAAAAGAUGAAGAAAAUCAAAAAAAAAAAAAAAAAUUUAAAAAUGUUACAAAAAUAACCCAAACUUUCAAACACGUUUUUCUCAGAAUUUUGGUUUUUGAAUUUCAAAAAAUACGCAACUUUGAAAUUUUGAAAAUUUGUCAGAUUUUAAUAUUUUGAAAAUCUGUUUGCACCAUUGAAAAGAGGAAGAAAAACACUACCAGAAACCACAAUAAAACGAUAAACGAAAAAAAUUUUUGCCGACAUAUGGUAUGGUAUCGCUGGCCGCGUCACAAUUAUUACAUAGGUACCUAUAAAGAAAAAUUACCCAUACCUAUAGGUUCUAUUCCUGCUCGUUUAGUUGAAAAAUAAAAACUUCAUGUACUUAGGUGCAUUAAUUUUACCUACUUUACCUACCUAUUUUUUUUCAGUAUGAGAUUUCAACUCAGAUGAUGUAAAACUGAAGAUUUGUCGAAUCGAUGAAGUAGAAAUAAAAAAUUGGAUGUGUCGAAAAUUUUUUAUUCUUUCACCAUCUAAUUUUCAAAAUUUAAAACCAAAUGAAUUUCUGUGCAGAAGGAAAGGGGGAUUUCCCCAGGCUCAAGCUUUUUUUGAGAGCUAGCCAAUGGCCUACCAGAGAUCUAAAAAAAAGCAUAACAUUGUUCCAAGAGAAAAAUA